This is a messenger RNA of Cryptomeria japonica (Japanese cedar), 3186 nucleotides long. Its product is annotated as proline-rich receptor-like protein kinase PERK1. NCBI's taxonomy places the organism in Eukaryota, Viridiplantae, Streptophyta, Pinopsida, Cupressales, Cupressaceae. Gene Ontology annotation, molecular function: ATP binding; protein kinase activity. Gene Ontology annotation, biological process: protein phosphorylation. The coding region runs from base 659 to 2962 and encodes 767 amino acids. The record is from RefSeq and is a predicted model, not a curated record. The transcript has 9 exons.
AUGCAUAUUUAUUUCCAAAGACCGGAAAACCAUAUGAUGCCAAUCAGUUGGUAUCUUGGAUAAAAGAGAGGAAAGAGAUUGUUAAAGUCAAUAUACUUGUAAAAAUCUAACUACCAACGAGUUGGCGCCUGUAAAAUUUCUGAGAGACAUGCUUUGACUAAAGCAGGUUCGAGUCUCCAAUGUGAAUAUGGGGGCUGUUUAUGGUUUUUCUCAUGCUUCUGCUUUUUCUGCCCAUAUCCUCCUUUGUCAGGCUCUGUAGCCUUUAAUCAGUUCUCUUGUAUAUAGUGCUGUAUUUGUGCUUUACCGGGAUGAUGAUUAUGUCAACAGUAUUCUGAAAUCACUAUGUAUUGUAUUCAAGUACAGAAAUCCACUGUGCCUAUACAGAAAAGGCUGUGUAUUGUAUGUUUUUGUUAUAUUUCAUCUACCGGUCAUAGAAAAGGCUAUGAAACCGAACUCUUACUUUUCAUUCUCUGAGAAUGAAAUGGAUGAAUGGUAUUUUGAAACCAUUUUUGGUGUUGUCUUUCUCGACAAUAUUAUAAUCACUACAAUUUGACUCUAAACGAUUCAUUCGCAUUUUCCAUCUUCAUGGCAACACUAAUCCGCAGAAUUCAGUUCAAUUCAACACACUGGAUUCGAAUAUAGUUCUCCGUCUGCUUCAAUGUCAUCAACUAGACUCGCUAGCCAGCCACCUGCCCAUCAACAAGCAGAUCCUCCGAUACCAUCCAAAUCUAAUACUCCUGUUGUAGCACAUUCUUCUCCCCUGUCUUCUCCCGCACCUUCAAACUCAUCAUCACAUGCACAGAGCGUUGUGUUGCUUCCGCCUACUGUGACACCCACUCCACCUCCAGUUAGGCCCAUUUCGCCCUCUUUUAGACCUACUUCUCCCGCCUUUCCUCCUCCUGUAUUGAUACCUUCCACUUCAUCUCCUCCACCUAGUCCCUCAAAAGCUUCCCCUCCUGCCUCUGAUUUCGAGUCUCCCUCCCCUGCGCAGGCUUCCACAAGUGUUCCUUCUAGACAUUCUUCCUUACCACCAUCAUCAAAUGAUAUCCCUUCUCCUCAUUCUUCAUUACCACCACUGCCAAUUGCAGUGCCAUCUUCGCAUCGACCCCUCAGAACUCCAACUGCAAGCUUCCCAUCAUUAGCUCCCCAUCUCAGCACAAGACCCACUUACCCACCUGAUCCAAACUCUGGUGUUUCGUCGAUAACCUCCCACUCUGCCCCAUCUAUUCCUAAUCCCUUUGUUCAUCAUCCUCCUCCCACCAAAUCUUUUCCCCCAUUCUCCAAAUCACCUUCAGGCGUUGUGUCUCCUUCACAACUGUCUUUUCCAGCAACUAGGCCUUCACCAUUGCCUGUAACAGCAACAUACAAGCACAAACAUGGUGGCAUUUCUCCCCAAGUCAUUUUUGGAAUAGUAGUUGGUGGUUUAAUUUUUCUUUCUGUAGUUGGCUUUCUUAUUUGGGUUUCAAAGAAGAGGAGGAGAGUUCACCACGGAGAGAAUUACUUUGGGCCCUUUUCUGGAAGCUUCUCUUACAAACCAGGUAGAUUGAAUAAUUCUCAGAGCUGGCCAAGGUCUGACUUCUCUCCGUCAUCAGUUCAAUCUCCAAUCGGGCCCUUCACACCCCACCCUCCUCCAAUUCAAGUUUGUGAAAAUGGCCACAAUGGUAAUCAUGUUUCUCAGGCUGGAGAUUUGCUUGGAGCCCUACAGCCCAUGAAUGAAACACCUAGGCACGGAUGGGGCAAUUUGAGAUCUAUGUUUACAUAUGAGCAAUUGGCAGUAGCAACAAAAGGGUUUUCCAAAGAGAAUUUACUUGGAGAGGGUGGUUUUGGCUGCGUUUAUAAAGGGUGCUUGCAGGAUGGACGGGUAGUUGCAGUUAAACAGCUCAAAGUGGGAGGUGGGCAAGGAGAACGUGAAUUUCAAGCCGAGGUGGAAAUUAUUGGUAGGGUUCAUCAUCGGCAUUUGGUUUCUCUAGUGGGUUAUUCCGUAGCAGACAGUCAGCGGCUUCUUAUCUAUGAUUAUGUUCCAAAUGGCAACCUUGAACAACAUCUCCAUGGAAAAGGAAGAGGUGUGCUGGAUUGGGCAACUAGAGUCAAGAUUGCUAUAGGAGCUGCCCGGGGAUUGGCUUAUCUCCAUGAAGAUUGCUAUCCUAAGAUCAUUCAUCGGGAUAUCAAGUCAUCCAACAUUCUGUUGGAUAACAAUUUUGAAGCUCAGGUCUCAGAUUUUGGACUUGCAAAAUUAGCAACCGAUACAUAUAACCAUGUAACAACACAUGUUGUGGGAACUUUUGGAUAUCUGGCUCCAGAAUAUAUAUCAAGUGGAAAAUUCACAGAACGAUCUGAUGUAUACUCAUAUGGAGUUUUAUUAUUGGAGCUUGUGACUGGGCGAAGACCUGUUGAUGCAUCACAUCCUGCUGGAAGUGAGAGCUUGGUUGAAUGGGCUCGGCCUCUAUUGGACCAUGCACUUGACGAUGGAAACUUUGAAGGUCUAGCUGAUCAUGAGCUAGAAAAUAAUUUUGAUAGGGAUAAGAUGUUCCGUAUGUUAAAAGUUGCAGCUGCAUGCAUUUGUCACUCUGCUCAAAGGCGCCCACGGAUGGGACAGGUGGUUCGGGCAUUGGAAGGUGAUUCUGGAGACCAUGACCUGAAUAAUGGUGUGAAACCAGGCCAUAGUGGUCAAUAUGAUUAUCCCGAACUUUCAUCAUUUGUCAGGACAUUUCGUAUGAUGGCUUUUGGUGAUCAAGAAUUGGAUACUGGUUACAGUUUUCGCACUGAUGAAUACAUCCUCAAUCCUUCUGUUUCUAACAGUGAGCUCCAACGAAGCAAUGUGAAUGAAAGCAGACCCUCAAGAUAUACAAUGGCAGAAUCUCAUUUGCCAUUGUUUGGUCCAUAUGAUGAACACAAAAGUGUUGGGGAACUUGAAAUACAGGCUAUUAAUAGGCCUCGUUCUCUCCUGGAUGACAAUUGGUAAAUUAUUGGGCAUCAUUUCACCUAUUGGUUUGGUUGAACUCAGAGAAUGUGAAGGAGGAGGCUGUUCUUCUGCAAUUUUUUAUCAGCCCUUAACUGCGGGAGUCUUCCCCCUGAGCAUUGAUAUCAUUGUUUGUAACUUUAUCAUCUAUUUUUCAAUCACUCGAUUGUAUUCAAUUGAGAGUAGCAACAAAACUAAACAAUAAUAAAAUUCUUAGUUGCCUGAUA